ACAACUUCUGUGUAAAUCUCAAAUGGUAUUAAAAUAGGUUGCCAGUUGCCUAGUCUAGAUUCGUAGUUUACUAUAUCUAUGAAAUGUGAAAUAUUGCGUUUUCAGUCAUCAUUUAUCACUCCGGUUCAGAUCUCGUCCCUGUGAGGACACCUUUCGCGACCUUGUGUAAAAAUUAUGAUCCGUAUUGUAUUGAUAACGACGUACAUAGAAUCUGACAAGUGAGCAGUAGAAAUGGUGUAAUUGCGUGUGUUUUGAUUUGGCAAUUGAAAGGAAAAACCGAGAACUCGAUCAAAAUGUGGAUGGAUCAGGAAGUGUUUUCUUUGUGCGACAGCUCCCCGGACAGCCUUUACGACAUUUGCAUGGGAUAUGUGGUCAACAAUUUGGACGUAAUCACAACACAAGAUCAACUCAGUCGAUGGCGUAAGUUGAGAGAUAAUAUUAUCCUGCCAGCUGAAAUAUGUGAACGAUUUCUAGAAGCUUACCAGAAGAAGAAUCGCGUCAAUGAUAACGUCGCGAAUAUAUUUCGUGACCGUGAUCGCACACGCUUGACAAUCAUCAAACUGCGGAAUGCGAGGAUCACAGAUGAAGGCCUGCGAUGUUUGAUGGAGCACAAACCAGUCACAGUGGAGCUCGUGCAGUGCGAAUACUUGUCGCAGGCAUCCAUAGACAUCAUCAGUGAAAAUAAUGAGAAUCUAGUGGCUCUGAAAUUUGGCCCGCUCACUUUUACACCCACACCAACAUAUUCGUCAGACAGUUUCUACCACAAACGGCGCCCGGAGGCACACAAGCUGCGACGUUUGACUGUCCAAUGCAGAGGUAUGCUGAUAAUGCCACUUAUGCUAUUGAAGCCACUGAAGAACCUCACUCAUCUCGAUCUAUCAGAAUAUUCAUCUGCCGGAGCCUACUCAUUGUGCGAGUUGAAAUGUCUACGCUCGCUGAUAUUGCACAAUGUGCUCUGGUCAAAAGAGAUCAUUGACUGGAUCUGCGUGCUACACAAUCUGCGUCACCUUGAUUUAUCACACUCUAAUGACAGACAUGGGAAAUAUUACAAUCCCAAUGAGAUAUUGUUGAAGCUGGUGAGCAGACUGCCACAUCUGGAGUCACUUGAUAUUUCUGGUACAAAUCUGGCUGGGAAUGGAGCUGCUGCUCUGUCGAUAGUGAAAGAUGGAGAGCAGGAAUGCAUUGAGGUCCAGGCACGCUGUGACAUCCCGGGGCUGGUGACUCGCGUGCACAACCCACUGGAGUUCCUCGGCUUGUAUGGCACUCAUCAUGGAGCUUGCAAGAGACAUGACAUCCCAGCUAAAGUGAUUUCCGGCGAUGCCAACGAGGAGCAGAUCCUGACAGCUGCCAGGGCGUACAUCGAGAGACCAGCGAUGCUGACUCGCGUGCUGAACGACCUGUACUAUCUGUUCAGAUACGAGAAUAUUGCGUAUGUGGGCCGAGCGCUCAAUGUCGUGCUGAGAGCCAUGGAACAGUACGUGUCGGAGAAGCCCAUACAGAUUUCGGGAAGCGCAACACUGUUCUACAUAGUAAAAGGGAAGGAGAAGCCGCGCAUCGGCAUGAAGCUCAAGCGUCGCAUCAUCACCGCGCUGCUGGAUGGUAUGGACGCCCAUAUCGGUGAUGACACGAUGAUGAGGAACGGCUGCCUGACACUCUGCCAGUUCAAGAUACCCGGCGAUGUGCUAUACGAAUACGAGCGCGUGGUGCAAAUCCUACUCAACGUGGCAGAAGCUAAUCAAGAGUGGUUCGUGCAGCGCAUCGCUAUAUAUCUGCUGAACUCGCUCGCGUGCCAAGUGGACGGCAAACAGAAGCGUUUCCUUGGCAACAAGGGGGCUAUAGCGAAAAUGCUGAACGUGAUAUCCGAGCGCCUCAACCGUCGCGUGUGCGAUGACGUCAUGGAGGUGGCUUGGUCCACCAUGUGGAACGUCACCGAUGAGACGCCACAGAACUGCCAGCGGUUCUUGGAUAAUCGCGGGAUGGAAUACUUCCUUACGUGCUUGAAGUGCUUCCCGGACAAGGACGAGCUACUCCGCAACAUGAUGGGGUUGCUAGGCAACGUGGCUGAGGUGCCCCACCUUCGCCCUCAGCUGAUGGACACGCUGUUCCUAUCCGUCUUCUAUGAGCUACUGGACUCCGCUAGCGAUGGCAUCGAGGUGAGCUACAACGCAGCAGGCGUGCUGGCGCACAUCGCGUCGGACGGGCCGGACGCGUGGACGGUCGCGGAGCCGUCGCGCGACGCCGUGCUCGAGCGCGUGGCCGCCGCCGUGCAGCGCUGGGACCGCCUCGCCGAGCGCAACAUCAACUACCGCAGCUUCCAGCCCAUCCUCACGCUGCUGCACGCCUACCACACGCCGCAGUGCCAGCACUGGGCCGUGUGGGCGCUGGCCAACCUCACCAGCGUGUACCCGGAGAAAUACUGCAACCUGGUGGAGACCGAGGGUGGGUUGAAUCUUCUCCACGAGCUGCUGCGCCAUCGCCGGCCAUACGCCACCAUCAAGGAGCUGGCCAUCAUCGUGAUCAACAACUGCACCCGCUUCACACGCGAGAACCCUCCACCGUUUGAGAGUCCGGACAACUAACUAGAGGAGUUCAUUGAGGGCGUCAGCCCUCAAAUACGGGAAUAGCCAAUCGUUGCCGAAUGGCUUUUAGCGUUCGCAAACAAUUUGGUGGUGAUCGUCGCCGCGCUGCGAGUGCUAAUCGAUUUCCCGUAGACUGGCCGACUGGCCCAGUGUCGUCCAACAUGGGUCAUCAGUGGAAGUGAUGUUUGAAGUGAAGUGAACAAUUUUGUGCUCGGAUUUGUGCAGUGUUCGGACAAUGAUGGCAAAUGUCGGCUGAUAUGGGUUUAACUGGCUUUUAGUUAAACAUUUGGACGCAAACUUCAGUGUGAACACAAGUGUUUAUUCUAUUUAAAAUAAAGUUAAUAUAAUAUGAUUAGUUGUAAGCUUGUGCUUCGAUCUGCUCAGCUUCUAAAGGGUUUUUCGCUCUCUGUGUGUAAAUAUAACUUAUAUAACAAUACUAAUGAAUUGAAAAAAAAUUUUAAACUCUCUUAAAUUUUAACCUUUAGGACCGUUUUGUUUCACAAAAAAUUCAUACUUAGUCACCGUUCAAAUGUGCGGCUUGCCUUGAAAAUAUUGUAUAAUUACGUUAUGAGAACAAAAAAUGUUUAUGGGAGUGUUAUUGGACUUAGAAUAUUUGAGAUUUUAUAAGCCUACAUUUUUAUGGGUAGUACCUAAAAAAUAUGUGAAAAUUAUAAGUGGGCUAAUAUCAACAAAAUUAAGAUUUUUGUGAGAAGGUGUAAAUAGAAGGUCCCUAACUAAGUUACCCCGAAACACUAAGGCUUGCUUCUAGCUGCCGAAAUUGAAUUGUUCAAAUAGUAAAUUCUCAUUCAAAAAUAUCGAAGAAGAAAAAUUAGCUAAACUUGAUCCUUCUCUAUUAUUCAAUCAUUUGAUAGGGACCUCUAAAUACUUUUAGCUAUUUAAAUAGGCAUUUACGUGAGUUAUAAUAAUGCAGGUUCAUUAUUAUCAGUUAAUACAAACUAUUUAAUUGAAAUUUAUAAAUCUGAUUUUAUGUUUCACAAUUUAACAAUUAUCUUUGUAAAUAUUAAAUAGGUUUGCGAUAUUUUUUAAAUGGUAUGACAUAUACAUUAGGUAUCAGAAAUAAUGCAAUAAUAUUAAUGGAAUUGAGAUACAUAAUAAUUAAUAUAAUAAUAAUAUUUAAUAAUGUAUUAUAGAUUUUAUUGCAAUGCGCCGAAAUAAUUUUAGUCUAUGGUACAAAGAUAGGGUUUGUUCCGGCAAACCUCAUCUACAAUAGAAUAAAAAUGUUUAGAUUUAACAAAUGUGAGCGCUAUCUUGGAAAAUUUGACUCGUAUAACAUAUUUAAUAUUAAUUGUUAUUUAAUUUGAUCGGCACAUCGUUUAGUUUUAGUAUUUAUGGUAAAUGUUGCUUCCCUCAGUAAUAAGCGUAUCUUCAAAGUUGUUUAUAACCGUCUUUUGAAAUUAGACAAUAUAUAUAUGAAUAUCUUUUAAUGGCAUAGAUUUAUUAUUGUAAGUAAAGUGUAUAAAAUGUUAGUGCAUGCUGAUUUUUAACACUACAUAGUAGUGCGGGAAGCGAUGGGAACAUUGAGUUUGUAAAUAGAAAGUUGGUCGGAUGGUUGGUGACUAAAAUCGCAAUUGAGAACUAGGAUCUGACUUACGGGGCAUCUAGAAUAUUCAAGAUCUACAGUAUGGUUGACAAUGUAUAUUUGGUAGGGUCUAUAUGUUUAGUUUUUGAUUAUAUAGUUCCGUGCAAUUUUAGUCAACUGUUUUAAGGUUCCUAAGGCACGCACAUCACUGAAAACGUCGACAAAUAAUAUGUAUGUGUAUAAUAUAGUAAGUUUGAGGGAUUAACGAUCUAAUAUUUGAUCAUACACAGCACAACAACCAAAAUUUA
Molecule: messenger RNA, 4427 nt
Organism: Colias croceus (clouded yellow)
Lineage: Eukaryota; Metazoa; Arthropoda; Insecta; Lepidoptera; Pieridae
Product: protein zer-1 homolog
Exons: 8
Coding region: 294-2579 (761 amino acids)
Cellular component (GO): Cul2-RING ubiquitin ligase complex
Source: RefSeq, a predicted model, not a curated record